UUCAAUUUAACACUGCUUGGCUAACAACGUCGUCGACACACAGUGAAUAGUGGUGAUGAUAGUCGAGAAAGAAGAGCAGCAGAUUCAGUGUCAUCUACGCGUCGCGUCUCAGUGCUGAAUGAAUGUGAAAAUUUUAAAGAAAAAUAACCAAAGAAUAAAAAAAUACAUAAAAAAAAGAAAAUAAGAAAAAAAAAUUAACACAAAAAAAAUGAGGAGAAUGAGAUGUGUAUCUGCAUAAAUAGAGAAAAGCACAGAAGGAGAAAUUCUGAACAAAAAAAAAAUAAAUAAAAUAAAAAAUCAAUAAAAAUAUACCAUAAUACUCGCACAUAGAACGCGUGUGGUGUGAUUUUAAAUGAAGCCAAACAAAAAAUUAUGUAAAAUUUGAGCAAAAAUUUAUAUAUUCUAUUGCAAGUUUUGUUUCUUCUUUUGCCCUUAAAUAAGAAUACAACAAAGAGCUGCUACUGCUGUCGCGCUGUGGACUAAAGCCGGUUUUUUAUUCUGCAAAUUAACCUCUUCGCAGAUUUUAUAAUUCCCCAUCGACAUAGGACUGGUUUGUGGCAAGAACAAAAAAAAUUUUGUUAUUUGUGUUCAAAACGGUUGAAAAUUUUAAUUUGUAAAAUAGCUGAGAGCACAACAACGGAUCGAAGAAGAUAUACUGUAAUGCAACAUAAAACGUCUCGUUUGAAUGUAAACAAAAUCAAAAGACGUUACCGCAUGAGUUUAAUAGAAUUUAAUGAGAAUAAAUUCAUUGGAAAACAACACUCGCCACAGCAACAGCAACAACAAAAACAGCCCAUAAACUACCGUUAAGUGAUGCGAAAAUUUUGAUAAACUCAAACGUGGAGGAGGAAAUCUGCUACAUCGACCGAAAGAGAGAGAGAGGGAGAAGUAAAAAACAAAACAAACCGCAAAAAAUGUUUGGUUGACCCAAAUAAGCUCAAAUAUAUUUUGCAAUAACAAUAACGACGACAACAAUAGCAACAGCAACAGCGCCACUGUAAUAGCAAUAACGCCAGCGAGAACGACAAUAACACCGACGCCGCCACAGCUAAAAACGAAAAACAUAAUUUUGCAAUAAACCUACAACUGAGAAAAAAAACGCGGCGCAUUAUUGCAACAAAAGUGCAAUAACCCAUCCGGCCGAAUAGAAGGCAGGUCUAUAAACUCUAACCAAGCCAUAGAGCAGCAGCAGGCGGCGAAGAAGCGGGUGCAGAAUUUUUUGCCGCAAAGGGUGCUGUUAUAGUAAAAUUGUGAAAAGAUCCGUAAAACAACAACAAACAAACUGUGUUCCACACAAAAAUAGAGCAAAAGCAAAAGAGAGGCAACGAUCUAUGAAAAUAGUCGAAAUAACGACAUCAGACAAAAUUGCACAUCGACACCAGCCGACCGACAUUGUGAACAACAUCCUCAGCCAACUCAAAAACAUUUGCACACACACACACACACACAUACACAGGCUACAACUCAAUUAAUUCAUUCACAUUUGGCGGCGAAUUUCUCUUUUACACACAACAAAAUUAAGUGCGAAGCCAACAAAAAAAAAUUCCCACCACAUUUAGAAUUGGAAAAGCUACAAAAAAACGGAAAAUAUCUACAGGAAAAUAUUUUCAAUUUUCACACAAAACGAAAAUAAAGUGAAUGAAAAUUUGUCUUGCAAUUGAUUAAAGAAUCAUUGAGACAACUUUUGUAUUAAAAACAACAGCGUUUUACGUUGAAUUCAUCUUAAAAAGAAGAAUAAAAACAACAAAACUGCCCCAACGGUUAGUAAUUGAAUGAAGAGCCGUCUUCCUGACAUUGACUUCCUUCGGGCUGCAAUAGUAAUUGUGGCGCAUCUGCAGAUUUGAUUGCCUUUGUCUUUAACUAGCGUUUAAUUCGCAACUCUGCAACUCGGCAGCCAAUCUGUCAUUCGCAGACAACACAACAAAACAUGGUACUACAAAAUCACAACACAAUUCAAACACGCUCUGUAACAUUGACCAGCUCGAAUCGUACAACCGGCACAACCGCUUCAACAUCGUCAACUAGCAGUGCGGAUGAUUCAUUGUCAUCGCCAGCAACGACCACAUACAGAAUGAAACAACAACGACCAAUUAUUGAUCUCUUGGUGGCCAUGAUUGCCGUGCCCAUCUUGAUCUUGUGCGCCCUGCAAUUGGAGAAGAAUCUGCACGAUAUGGGCAGUAGUCCCGAGAGUAGAUGGCUGGUCUUUGCCUUGGGCAUUGGUAUGCUAAUUGUUAGUGUAAUCAUAUGCGGAUAUGUAACACAUCGCAUGGGCGUAUGCAUAUGGGCCGGACCCAUUGAUGAGACGGGCAAUCGAGUGGGAAGCUCCAGUGGAAGUCGAGGUGUAACACAUAUUAAUUCCCAAAAUGACAUUCUACGAAUUGUAGACUCACUGCCUCCUAGCUAUGAUAGUGUGGUCAAAUUCGAUAUUCCACCACCGCCCUAUGACUGCCUAGUAAUCGAUAUGGAACAAUCCAAAGAUGAACAGGAUUCCCCAGAUAAGGCGAAUACAAGCACGGCCGAAACAUCAGUUGUCCAUAUGUAAAAUAUCUACACGGAAUCCUUACAAUCCCCUGGGAGAGAGAAUUGAAAAGAGAUUGAAAUAAUUUUGAGUUUUGUCAUUUUUCAAAUACGAAAAAAAAUAAGCCAAAAUAUUUCAUUACCAACCAGCCAACAUAGAUGUUAUAACACACACACACACACACAAAAACAAAAUCAUGUAAAUAGAAGAUGCAUUUUUGUAAUUGGCUAGAUAUGCAUAUCAAAGACGUGAUUGAGUGAAGUUUUGUUAGCAAUAUGGGAAAAGUAAUCAAUCGUUAAAUGUCCCACAUGAUUGUAGACUUUUGCUUGGAAAGAAAAUAGACAACAAAAAAACAGAGUGUAGUAUUUUAUGUAAAACGAAUGUGUUUAUUAGGAUUUUAAUUUAAGUGCAAAUUUUCUUUCCAUUUUCUUUAGAAGACAAAAAAGAUUUGUAGUUUUUUGUAACCAUUGCAUACAAAUCUUUAGGUCUUUUUAAGGCAAGACAGCAUUAGGCAUAAAAAAAUACACCCACGCACACACACACACACCAAUUCAUCUAGUCCAAAAAUCCACUACUUAAAUAAUUUAUAUAAAUAAUUGUUCAUGUAUAUACAUACACACCACUGCUAAAGCAAUAGCACACAUGCACAUACUAAACCAGUUACAUGCAUAGGGCAUAUAGCUGCUGCUGCUUAUAUAAAUACAUAUACAUUGUACAUAUCUAUAUAUAAAUGAUUAUAGAUUAGUUUUGUAUUUCGCUUUAUGUAGAUAGUAAAUUUAUUUAAUUUUAAUAAAUUAUAUGUGUAAUUUUCCAUACCGAGGUAUUCCUAGUAGAUAGCACUGUAUAAGAAU
Molecule: messenger RNA, 3369 nt
Organism: Stomoxys calcitrans (stable fly)
Lineage: Eukaryota; Metazoa; Arthropoda; Insecta; Diptera; Muscidae
Exons: 4
Coding region: 1928-2542 (204 amino acids)
Source: RefSeq, a predicted model, not a curated record